AUGGCACCAGCUUUGGGCAAAAGGAAGCGGCGUGAUCAAAUUACUGAUCUUGAGUCUAGUCGUGAAGCUCCUGCAGACGAAGACUCCACCAAUUUGCAAGCUCUCUUCCGGCAACAUUUCGAGUCCACCUUUGAACCAUUGCCAGGCUCCUCUGCGCACCCACCGUUAGUCCAUAAGCUCGAUACCAAGGCGACUGACGAAGGAAUCGAGUCUGAUUGGGACGGAUUUUCGGAACACGGCGAAGAGCAUGCAGAGACUGUACACCACGCUACCUCUGCACCGUCCAAAGCGGAUGUUUCCAAGGACGAAUUCAGAACAUUCAUGAGUGCAAAACCUCCAUCCUCGGUUACAAAGAUAGCGUCUACAGCGAAACGGAAAUGGCCUGAGUCACCAGAGAAUGACGAGUCAUCCACAGACGCUGCCAAUCUCAAAAAAGAUCUAGCUCUGCAGCGGCUGCUGAAAGAGUCUCAUUUGCUGGACCCACAAUCCUCGCUGUCACAUUCCGGUAAAAAUCGGCAUAAAGCUUUGGACCUGCGACUCCAGGAUAUGGGCUCCAAAACAUCCGUCUUUGCGCAGCAGAAGAUGCCACUUGCUCAGAGGAGAGGAAUUACUACAAAAGCUACAGAAAGAGAAGAGCACCGAAGACGAGAAGCACAAGAGAACGGUAUCAUCCUAGAGAAGGCAGCCAAAAGCAAAAAGAAGAGCGACGCCAUCAGACAGAGGGGCAUAGGUGCGCCUAGCGUUGGCAAGUUUCAAAGAGGGAUGUUGAAGCUCAGUAAGAAAGACGUCGCUGAUAUUGAGGGGCCGAAGAAGAGUGCAAGACGCAAAAGGUAG
This is a messenger RNA of Letharia lupina, 834 nucleotides long. RefSeq lists its product as uncharacterized. Gene Ontology annotation, cellular component: nucleolus. The coding region runs from base 1 to 834 and encodes 277 amino acids. Gene Ontology annotation, biological process: maturation of SSU-rRNA from tricistronic rRNA transcript (SSU-rRNA, 5.8S rRNA, LSU-rRNA). Lineage: Eukaryota; Fungi; Ascomycota; Lecanoromycetes; Lecanorales; Parmeliaceae. The transcript has 2 exons. The record is from RefSeq and is a predicted model, not a curated record.